Molecule: messenger RNA, 837 nt
Organism: Oldenlandia corymbosa var. corymbosa
Lineage: Eukaryota; Viridiplantae; Streptophyta; Magnoliopsida; Gentianales; Rubiaceae
Source: the annotation of a GenBank genome assembly
AUGAAAAUUGAAUCCGACCAAUUCCCCGACUACGGAGAUUUCCGCGUUGUAUUUACUCACAAUCCCGAUGUUGAUGAUGUGAUGAUUGAGCGAGACUCAUGUCCUGCGGGAGAGGAGGGGAACAAGUGUAACGAUGCAAGGCCAUCCGAAUUGAAGGGAACCUCUGCUCUGGGUUUUAUCUUCAAGGAAGGUGUUAUUGUAGCUACUGAUCAUCAUCAUUCACUGCCUAAAGUAUAUGAUGAGUUAUCUUGGGAGGAGUUAUAUUGGGUCAGAGAGAUUGAUUCAUGUCGUAAAUCAGAUGCAUCCAAAGAGUUUGUCGAGAGCGUUAUUGACCUCGACACCCACGUGCUCGCCACUGUCUCUGCAGGGGCCCUAGAGUACCUGCUUGCACCUGCGGAGCGGAAAGGCUCUGUUGCAAAGGCAACGUAUUGGGUGGGUGAGACUCUAGAUUAUAGCUUUUACAAGGGUUAUGGAAUAGACAUGCUGAUUGCUGGUUGGGAUGAAUCUAAUGGUUUUAGCAUGUAUUGCCUGGAUGAUAAGGGCAUCGUUCUUCAAGAAAACCAUUUUGCCAUUGGAUCUGGUUCACCACAUGCUGAGGAUCUUAAACCUUUCGAGACUUCCGUUUAUGAUAUGUCCUGCGACGAAGCCAAAAAGUUUGCUGAAUGUGCGAUUGGCACGAUCGCGGUUGAAGUCAAUAUGGGCAUUGAACGAGGCGAAAAUGGUGAAACUGGUGGUUUCAUCAGUGGGUACCUCGUCGAGACUGGUGGGUGGAAGACAAUCUUUCGUGAUGAAUAUAUGCAUGAACCAGCAAAGAAGACGAAAGAGCCGAGCCAAUAA